UCGCUUCAUGUGACACAGACUGAAGCCAAAACACUGCAAAACACGUGGGACAGAGUUUUUAUCAUGUCUUUACUGUAAUUUACCGUGAAUUAUAUUCAUCAAAUCGUUAUUAAAAGAUAUAUCACAGAAUUUAUCGAGAAGAAAUGGGCACUGGACAGGAAACUCAUCGAGCUGGAGCCUUCAAACAGACCAACAAGGCUCAUAAAACAGGAAGACACCGUAGCAAAGGUUCCAUCAGUAGUGCCGUUAAAGGAAAAGUUGGUGUCAAAUCAUUAACAAAACGAUUGAGAAAAGAAUUGGGAAAAGAAGCUCGUCGUCAUCAAUCUCAGCAGCUCAGGGCAAAAAAAAGGGAAGAAGUAUUGGUUGCCAAGAGAAAUCUUGGGGGAUCCUUGGCUGCACCGAUUUUGAUUACGAUUAUUCCCCUCCAGGAAGAUCUCGAUGUGAAGAGGGUUGUCAAUAAUCUUACCGGAGCAGAUGAGAAUGCUGAAGUGGCUGAAAGUCCGCAGGGACUCACUCAUAUUUCGAUCCCCAGAUUCAAACAGCGCUUCUCGUUGAUUGUUCCACCGGUAGGAAACACAUUUGCAACUCUAGAUGCAGCAAAAGUGUCCACUACACUUCUAUUUGUUACUUCUGUAGCCCUAGAAUCAUGUGGCAAUCAAAAAUCUGAGGCCAUUGAUUCCUGGGGAGAAGAAAUACUGGAGGCAUGCUUGGCUCAAGGAUUGCCUACCACGAUCAUUGCAAUCACAGAUCUGGAGUCAAUUCCUAUCAAAAAAAGGCAAGACGUGAAACAGACAACCCAAGAAGUCUUCUCAAAAUGGUUCCCGGAGGAGAAAAUCCAUCCGCUGGACAAGCCAGUGGAUGCCCUGAACCUUCUACGGAAGGCAGGAGCCCAAAAACAACGAGCUGUGGCUUACAGAAACCGAAGACCUCACUUAAUCGCUGAAAAACUUAAAUUUACAUCAUCAGGUGAAAACACUGGAACUUUGGAAAUAUCAGGGUAUUUGAGAGGUCAACCCCUGUCUGUGAACUCUCUCAUCCACAUCCCAGAUUUCGGAGAUUUCCAGAUGACUCAGAUCGAUGCCUCCGAUGAUCCUUACCCCUUAGAUAAGUCUAGGAAACAUGAGGAUGAACUUAAAAUGGCAGAAACGAGAGUUCUCGAGGUGGCAGAUCCUGCAACACAGGAAUCUCUGCAGUCUGAGAAUAUUCCAGACCCCAUGGAUGCUGAACAGACUUGGCCUACUGAGGAAGAACUUGCUCAGGCACAAGAUCAGAAGAAACGGAAAAUCGUCAAACGAGUUCCCAAGGGUACAUCAGAGUAUCAAGCUGCUUGGAUCCCUGACGAAGAUGGUGAACCAGACUCAAACCCGGACUCCACUCCGUCGGACGAGGAGAUGUCAAUAGCAGAUCCCCAAUCCGAAGACGAAGAAGACGAUGACCAACACCCAAACGAUGAUGAUUUCGAAACGAUGACCGUCUCGGAAGCGCCUCCCGACCACCAGAAGUACGACGAGGAGAUGGAUUUCUACGAGGAAAAAACUUCAAUGCAGAAGCUAAAAGAAUCUAAAACAGACGCCCAAUUUCCUGACGAAGUGGAUACCCCCCAGGACACACCUGCACGCAUCAGAUUCCAGAAGUAUAGAGGACUUGAGUCCUUCAGGACGAGUCCCUGGGAUCCACAGGAGAAUCUCCCCUUCGACUACAGCAGAAUUUUCCAGUUCGAGAAUUUUGAAAGGACGAGGAGGAGAAUCCUCAAGGAAUCCUAUGAUUCUGAUGGUACGCGCCCUGGAUGGUUCAUCACUCUUCACGUAAAAAACGUUCCUCGGAGCAUCUUCGAGGCAUUCUGCGCCUUGAACGACCGCCCAUUAAUCGUCUUCGGGCUUCUACCAAAUGAAAACAAAAUGUCUUUACUUAAUGUCGUCCUGAAAAGUAAAAUUGAUUCAUCUGAGCCGAUCAAAUCGAAGGAGCGGUUGAUAUUCCAGUGUGGAUUCAGGCGAUUCAGUGCUUGUCCUAUUUUCAGUCAACAUACCAAUGGAUCUAAACACAAGUUCGUCAGGUACUUGCAACCUGAAGACACCGUUGUAGCGAGCAUGUUUGCUCCGAUAAUAUUUCCCCCUUGUCCAGUGAUUUGUUAUAAGGAGAUGAAGAAUGGAAGUUUAGAGGUGGUUGGCAGGGGCAGUGUCCUGAGUGCUGAUCCUAAUCGAUUGGUCAUCAAGAGAGCUGUGCUCUCUGGGCAUCCAUUUAAGGUACACAAGAGAAGUGCUGUUGUAAGAUUCAUGUUCUUUGAGAGAGAGGAUAUCAACUGGUUUAAACCUAUUGGGCUCAGGACCAAGUAUGGGCGCAGGGGACACAUCAAGGAGCCUCUAGGAACUCAUGGGCAUAUGAAAUGCGUUUUUGAUGGACAACUCAAGUCUCAGGACACAAUUUUGAUGAAUUUGUAUAAAAGAGUUUUUCCAAAAUGGACUUACGAACCCUGUCUCAUUACUUCGGGAGCAUCCAAUGAGGAGAAUAUGAUGGAAUAAAUCAUGCUUUUUCAUAUUAGAAUUAUUUAAAAACGUGUAAAAUGUUAGAUAAACAUUAAUAGCCUUAUUUCUAAGAAUGAAAAAAUAAAGAAUUGAUUUUAUUAA
Molecule: messenger RNA, 2624 nt
Organism: Fopius arisanus
Lineage: Eukaryota; Metazoa; Arthropoda; Insecta; Hymenoptera; Braconidae
Gene: Tsr1
Product: Tsr1 ribosome assembly factor
Exons: 6
Coding region: 144-2519 (791 amino acids)
Biological process (GO): endonucleolytic cleavage of tricistronic rRNA transcript (SSU-rRNA, 5.8S rRNA, LSU-rRNA); ribosome biogenesis; maturation of SSU-rRNA from tricistronic rRNA transcript (SSU-rRNA, 5.8S rRNA, LSU-rRNA)
Cellular component (GO): preribosome, small subunit precursor; nucleus
Molecular function (GO): GTPase activity; GTP binding; U3 snoRNA binding
Source: RefSeq, a predicted model, not a curated record